CAAAUACGAAAAAUCUUUCUAUUUCAAUCGCUUAUUUGGAGGAACGAAUAGAGGAAACUGAUAUAAAAACAACAGACAUCAGUUUGCAUGAUCAAAUGUGAAUAAGUGUUUACCGAGUGUAGACAGUAUAAAAGAUUGAGUCAGCAAAUAAAAAUAACAAUGAUGACAUCGAUUUUUGAGAUUUCUUUUCUUCUAUUUGUACUGGCAUAUCCUUGCCACGCACAAAAUGAUUAUAUUAAAUGCCAGACUAGUUCAGAAUGUCAACCAAAUCAUUGUUGUACCUUAGGAUCAGUAAGAUAUAGUAUACCACAAUGUAAGCCUAUGCAAGAAAAAGGAGAAGUUUGUAGACCAACUAAUGUAACAUUUAAUGUUACUCUUGGUUAUCCGGAUGGUAGUUUAUUGAAAAUAGAAGACGUACAUUUCAUUUUUUGUCCUUGCACUGAUGGACUUUCAUGCGAAAAAGGCAUUUGUAAAGAAAUAAAUUAAAAAAUAUGAUACAAUUCAAUUAAUCAAUAAUAAAAAUUAGACAACUAAACAAUUAAUGCAGAACAAAGAAAAAAAAUUUUUUAUUAUAAAAAAUGUAUGAAUAAAAUUAAUAAAUAUAUUUGAUAUAAUGAAUAAAAAGACAAUUAAUUAAUAAUGAAGGUAAUUAAUAAAACUUGAUAUGUAAAUUAAAACAAAUUUUAUAAUUAAAUUAUACCAAAUGAAUAAAUUAUUUCUAAUUUUA
Messenger RNA from Apis cerana (Asiatic honeybee), 727 nucleotides. Its product is annotated as astakine. NCBI's taxonomy places the organism in Eukaryota, Metazoa, Arthropoda, Insecta, Hymenoptera, Apidae. The record is from RefSeq and is a predicted model, not a curated record.